GCUUAACCAAGUGUGAAUCGUUUCAGUCAUUAACUACCGGUUGAUCGGAAAGGUCCGACUCAAUAUUGUUUUUCUUUUUAUUUUUUCUUAAUUAAAAUUCACGAUCCAGUGGCUGAACUCGCGAAAAAUUUUAUCGCGUAAAUUUUCCCGUAUACGUGUUUAUUGUAAACGUGAAAUUAGCCUCGGACACGUCGCAUCGAUUUUUACAAGUGUCAAUAUCCCCAAUAGUUUGAACGCAGUGUACACAACUAAAAAAACGAGAUUGACGUUUGCUUCAUUAGAACAACGAAGAUGAAUAAAUAUGAGAGGUCUAGGUCAACGAUACCUCUUAGAUUAGACCCGUUCGAAGAAGGUAUACGCCCGAGGGAUUGGCAGCCACGUCGUACUGGUUUCAAAGGCCCAUUAAAAUUUCUCCGACUCUGCGUACUCGGAGUACUUUUACCAAUUUUGUGCGUUGCCAUACCAGUUUAUCUAAGAUUUCGAUGCUUUUCCGAGCAGCUAUAUCCAUUGGCUAUUUCCGAUCAGAGGCUGAUCGAUAGUAAGAUAUCAACAGUAUGGUGUCAGAAACAAAUUAUCAAGGGCAACGCCACCUUCAAUGCCUACCUGAUGCAAAAUUUGCCAAAAAUCAAGAGCGACGUGACGCCCGUGUCGAUGACGCGCCACCUCGUUCUCGAAGACGACAUGAAGGAGUAUUGGGGAUUUUAUCUGCUACGGGGCAGCAGCGUUACCGUGUCGACUUGUGUAAGAUGGCCCGGCGCCUCGCUGACGAUGAUCCGCGGCCACAAGCAUCUUCACGAGUGCGCGUUCAUCGGGGACGACAGCAGCGAGGAGCUCGAGGAGCUCGUGGAACUGGCCCAAGAACAAGGCAUCCUGCAAAAGUUUAACGAAUCCAUCGCGGACAUUAGCGGUGUGAGCAACGAACCCGCCCUCAUGAAACGAGUUCGUCAGGGCAUCUCGUUUCACCACGAGCACAACGGCAGCAGCAGCAACAGCAGUAACAACCAUCAUCGACCGCAAUUUCCGAGUCAGCACACGAGCCACGAGCUCGACGCCAAGGAUAUGCGCGCCAUAUUGACGCAACUCUUUCUCAAGACCCUCGACAUGAAGCGACGCCAGAAGGAGAGCAGCAACGCCUCGACCACCCAUCACCAUUACGAGGGCGUUUUCAAAGAAGCCGCGAACAUCGACAAACCUCCUGCCUUCGACGAGCAGGAAUUCAUCAGGCAGGAAUUGUUAUCCUUGAAAGACGAAUCUGUAAUUUCGAAAGACGACGCGACAACCAGUACUACGACUACAGCUAAAACGAACGAAGACGAAGGGAUUACGAAAGUCGACGCUUUGCUGAAGGAAUUGAAGGCGGAACCUUCGUCGGAGGAACUUUACGAGGACACGCUGAAGAAGAUACAGGCACUGGGCGAGCGUGGGAAAAAAGUCCUCGACAGACUGGUGCACGAGAUCAAGCGGGAGGAUCCGCGGAGCGAGGAGGCCGUGCGUCGAACGGUCGACGAGGUCGCCACCAAAGAGGAGCAGCGUCGGCGAAAGAGAGAGACAAUCUUAUCGUCGCCUCUUGCCGCUGAAUUGACGGAAGACGACCAAGACGGCGAUGCGGCCAUCGAAGAGGGCGUGCUGCAUCCCGACGGAAUAGCCGAGGAUCGCGGCACCGUCAACGAGACCACCCUCAACGACAUGAGCAAGUCCGAGUUCUGGAGCUCGUUCAGCAGCUCGGAGGAGCGACUGCUCGAGUGCAAGGGUCUCAUACUGAAUCUGCCUCUGACGCCCCAUCGCUUCUGCGAGGCCCGACACGAGCCGCGUCACGCCGACGCCUCCGUGGCCAACACCGUGACCUAUCGCGUGCCCAGCGACGGCUACUACUUCUUCGUGUUCAGCUCGGAGAACGAGAUCCAGCCGAAUUAUCUGCGCACCAAGUUCGAGCUGUUGAGGACCAGGUACAACGUGUCGAAUCCGCUGCGCGAGUGCAGAAACAGGACGGGCCCGGGAGCCGAGUGCUCGCUGCCCAUGAGUUUUUGGAGCAGCGAGCGCACCGUGCUGGAGCUGCCGGUGGGCAGCAACGACUCCCAGUGGAACGAGGAGUACAUCGUCGUGUCGACCUGCGAGCCAAGGACGGCCGUCUAUCUCGUCUGCACGAUGGCGGUGCCGCUGCUCAUACUGGCCGUCGCCUUUUAUUAGCUUACUUUUACGCGUGUGUACCGAGUAUGAUCAAACUUACACGAUUACUCCUAUUUGCAAGACUGAUGAUAUGUUUUUUUAACACUUUGCUCGACGAUUCGACGCCAAAUCCUGUGUCCAAAUAAAACAUGUUCCAAGUAUUAAGGAUCAAAGUAGUAUGAAUGUGAUCAUAUAUGUCUCCUUACUUAUAAAUAGAUUUUUAUUAGUUCAAAUGUUACUCGUACGUUUUUACGAUAAUAGGAAGAAAUCUAAGAUUUUUCUUUAUUUUAAAACUUCGACUUUUAGUCUGAAUAAUAGCUGCUCUUACGCAGUGUCUGCAAAUCGAGUAUUAUGUUUAUUAUUCUAAGUAGAGUUAGGUAUUUUUACUCACUUUUUAGCUAAUGUAAGGUAAAUUUUAUAUAUUUGUAUACAAUUUAAUUGAGUCGAAUUAAAUGUUUCAAGCAAAAGUAAU
This is a messenger RNA of Trichogramma pretiosum, 2638 nucleotides long. RefSeq lists its product as uncharacterized. Lineage: Eukaryota; Metazoa; Arthropoda; Insecta; Hymenoptera; Trichogrammatidae. The record is from RefSeq and is a predicted model, not a curated record. Bases 292 to 2187 code for a protein of 631 amino acids. The transcript has 6 exons.